Molecule: messenger RNA, 814 nt
Organism: Cuscuta europaea
Lineage: Eukaryota; Viridiplantae; Streptophyta; Magnoliopsida; Solanales; Convolvulaceae
Source: the annotation of a GenBank genome assembly
GCUGAAGACUGGACAUCAACACUACACAUCAAUUUACUGCAUUCUAUGAAGAAGUUGAGUAAAAACAGCUGUCAAACAGCUAAGAAGUUAGAGUAUGCGCUGAUUUUAAGUAGGCUAUUCCCCGACACAACAACCUCCAGUAUGAAGUGUUUGGGUUAUGAAUGGGAAUCCAGAAAAGUACGCUCUAAGAGAAGGACAAAUCCCAAACCAGCAAAUAAACUAUGUGUGCCUUCCAAAUUUGAGGAGAAAUGUUUGGAAUCAAAAUUAGACAACACUCGAGCAUCCAGAGAAGAAACAAUAGCCGUCCAGUAUUCAAGGAAAAGAUUCAAGUUAAAACCACGUGCUUCUUUAGAAAGUGAUAUUUCCACUCAUGAGAUCUCCAGUGCUAAUGAAAAACUGGAGAAUCUCAUUCCUCAGAUGCUGGCAAUGGAGGACCGAAGCAGAAAUUCACACAUAAAUGAUUCACCCGAUGUUACCAGUUUUGUGAAAAACCCAUGUGAAGGCCUAAGGCCAAGGGCAUCCAAGAAAGAGACAUCAGUGUGUACAAGUGAUAAUAAUACUAAGAACAAUUUCCAGGACCAAAGGAAUGGAGGACCCUCACACAGGUGUGACAUUGAAGGGUGCAAAAUGAGUUUCAAAACAAAGAGAGAGGUGUCCCUUCACAAACGUAACCGGUGUCCAGUCAAUGGUUGCGGAAAGAAGUUUAACUGUCACAGAUAUGCCGUACGUCAUCAACGCGUCCAUGAAGAAGAUAGACCCUUGAAAUGUUCAUGGGAAGGUUGCAGCAUGUCUUUUAAGUGGAGUUGGGCAAGGA